Pantherophis guttatus is the source of this 2732-nucleotide messenger RNA. The record is from RefSeq and is a predicted model, not a curated record. NCBI's taxonomy places the organism in Eukaryota, Metazoa, Chordata, Lepidosauria, Squamata, Colubridae.
UAUGCCUUUGCUGCUUUGCUCUGGUUAGGAACAUUUAUUCCCAUAAGUUUCCAUUAGUGGUGAUGCCAGUUAAAAUCCACGCGAGUUGAAUGGAAUAAAUCUUCCCUUCGGGAUGGAUAUAUUCCGAACCACCCCACCCUUCCCUACCAGGCUGGACUACAACUCCCAGUGGGCUUCUGGCUAACUAGGGAGAAUGGUAGUUGCAGUCUUCAGUGUUUGUUUCAGUGUUUCAACAGAAAAGUUGAUUUGCUGGAAGUGUAUAUGCGUCAGAAAAAGAGAGUAAUAAAAGACUUUUUGUAUUUACUUGCCCUACCCGCAGAUUCUCAGAGGAUUCUUUUGUUUUAGAUCUUGACCUUUUAGAUCCGACAGAAGUAGCUGAGUUUGGACUGGUGAUUACAAUUUGGCUGGAGUCCAUCCUCUAAAUUCAGGAUAUGCUUUGGUCAUGUCCCAAAUGGAAAAUGAACCACUGAGAGAAGAUGUGGGUGAACCUGAUGAAAACGUGCAGAAGGCAGUGGAUGAAGAUGUGACCAAGAAUAAUGGCGAGGAAGUCGAACCUAUGUUGAUGACCCAGAAAAGAUCAGAAGCCAAAACCACUGAGCUCAGUGCAGCACAACAGCCACAGGUCUCAGGUCCCAUUGAGAAGACCCAAACAGGAUGGGGUUAUUGGGGAAACUGGGGGAAAUCAUUGCUUUCAAGUGCUUCUGCUACAAUGGCCACUGUUGGUCAUGGAAUCUCAAAUGUCAUUGAAAAAGCAGAAACAUCCCUAGGGAUCCCAAACCCUACUGACAUAUCGUCUGAUGCCAGAGAUGCAAUAAAAGAAAGUCACAAUUCUGAAGAAGUAAGUGAUGACAAGAAAGAGACUGAAAAUCCCUCACCUCUCAGUGGUGCUUUUGGAAUGAUUUCUACCAUUUCUUCUGCUGUUCAGACCACAGGCAAAACAGUUAUAAGUGGAAGUCUGGAUGCAUUAGAAUACAUUGGUAAAAAGACUAUGGAUGUGAUAGCUGAAGGUGACCCUGGAUUUAAGAAAACAAAAGGCUUGAUGAACAGAAAUUCCACACUAUCUCAGGUCUUGCGAGAGGCCAAGGAAAGAGAACAACAGAAGACAGCUGCUGAGGUUUCCAUGACUACAGAGAAGAAAGCACAUUAUGGAUUGCUUUUUGAUGAGUUUCAGGGGCUUUCUCAUUUGGAAGCCUUAGAGAUGCUUUCCAGAGAGAGUGAAUCAAAGGUGAAAUCUGUUAUAAGUACACUUUCUGGUGAGGAGUUUGCUACUUUAAAGGAAGAUCUGGAAAAGCUGAAAGAAGCGUUUUCAUUAGCUGAAUUUGAUGACGAUGAAGAUGACGAUGAAGAAAAAAGAGACGAAGAUUUCACAAUUGAAGUGGGCAUACUCUUUUCACAGCUGCGCAUCUCUCUAAAACCGGCUAAAUUGCUCCAAGCAAGGAAGUCUGCUCAUGAAUUAGUUAAAAACCUCAACGUGCAAGUGGUCAAAGAAGCAGAACAGCAUGAAGGAGAAGGAGACCAGGAAGUGGGCCCAGGAGAUACUGAGAAUAAAAAGUCAGUGGAGGAUAUUCACAUGGUUGCAAUCAGAAGCCUGGCUGAGUUGACAGCUUAUUCCAUUGAAAUGUUCCACAAAACUGCAGCAUUGGUUCUUCAUGGGCAAAAAGAAGAUGUGUUGGCUAUAAUCCGAGCAAAAACCCUUUCCCAAAUGACGAUUAUGUUAUGCAAAGAAUUGUCAUCUCUCUCGAAAGAAUUUGCCACAUGCUUAACAACUGCAGGGGUGGAAGAGAAGGCUGAUGUGCUCAACCCUUUAAUCACAGGAGUGUUUUUGGAGGCUUCCAACAGUGCCUCUUAUAUCCAAGAUGCCUUCCAACUACUUUUGCCAGUGCUGCAGAUCUCGCAUAUCCAGACUCAGAAAGAGUUAUCUCAGCAAUAAAUCAAGUCUGACUAAACUGGAACAUCACUUCCAAUGGACCUGAAUGGAAGUUCCCUCGUUCCAUAAGAAGAUGAAAGCAUCUUUAAUACAAAUUAAGACAGAUGUGUUGACUUGUGAUUUUCCACUGACCAGGAUAAGAUGCUGAAAGGACAUGAUGUAGUUACCUACCUACGUAGACAAGAUGAUCUAUAGGCAGCAUAGGAAGUUUGUAAUACAAUUUAUCUUUGUCAUUUUGCUGGAUAAUGUCCUAUGUGCUUCUGCUCUUUAGACCCGCUGCAUUAUGCUCCUUGAGAUAAGAGCAUUAUGAAGGAAAGACUCAUAGGGCAAGCAUAAUAAUGUUCAUGGCAUGAGACCUUAGAUUAUUGGAGUCAGUAACUGCUGCAAAUUGCAUUAUACUCACAUUGAAAUGCUAGUUUAAGUAAAAAUGCCUAGCACUCCAAAGAGAUACUGAGAAAAUAAGAUUUGUUUCAGGACAUGUGAAUGAUUUUUCAAUUGUCUAUUCUAAGUUCUGGAGAUCCCAAAGGGGGAAAAAAACUUUUUAAAAAGGUUUAAGGCUAAGGUUGCAUCUCUAAGGGUUAUUUGAAAGGAGAAAAAGGGCCAUUUAUAUAACUUGACUUGCUCCCCAGUAAGCAUGAUUAUGCUUCAGGUGUGAAAAGGUUUUAGACAAAUUAAUAGUCUGACCUUUUAUUGAUGUACACUCUCUACUAGUGCUAGUUUAGAGAGAGAUUUAGGUUGUUUUUUAAAGAAACACUUUUAUGUAAUAGCAUUUGACGUUUAAAUAAACACAUUUUGCUAGACCUCA